UGUUGGCGGUUUAGUUAGUUUUUCCGGUUUCCUCACAACUACAAAUACAAAAUUGACCCCACACAUUCACAGAGUGGUUCUUCUGUUGACGACGGGAUGGGCAGCAGCAGCGGCGCUAAAACGCCGUCGUUAAUGAGGGACUUUCUCAGGCAUGCGGGCGGCAUCGCGGUGGUCGACGGUGGACUUGCCACCGAGCUCGAACGCCACGGUGCUGACCUCAACGAUCCUCUCUGGAGCGCCAAAUGCCUUCUCACUUCCCCUCACCUCAUUCGCACGGUACACAUUGAUUACCUUGAAGCUGGUGCAGAUAUCAUAAUCACAGCGUCCUAUCAGGCCACCAUUCAAGGUUUCGAGGCCAAAGGAUUUUCAACAGAAGAGAGCGAAGCCUUGCUUCGGAAAAGUGUUGAAAUUGCCCGUGAGGCACGUGAUGUGUAUUACGACAGAUGUACGCAAUGCUCUUCUGCUGACAGUGCAAACGGUAGAAUUCUCAAGCGUAGGCCAAUCUUAGUUGCAGCGUCUGUGGGGAGCUAUGGUGCUUAUUUGGCUGAUGGGUCUGAGUACAGUGGAGAUUAUGGUGAGGCUAUGACUCUAGGAGGUUUAAAAGAUUUUCAUCGGAGAAGGGUCCAGGUCCUAGCAGAAUCAGGUCCUGACUUACUUGCAUUUGAAACGGUUCCAAAUAAGCUGGAGGCUCAGGCUUAUGCUGAGCUUUUGGAAGAAGAAAACAUGCAACUUCCUGCGUGGUUUUCUUUCAACUCUAAAGAUGGCAUCAAUGUUGUUAGUGGUGAUUCUCUCCUUGAAUGCGCCUCAGUUGCUGAAUCAUGCAAUAAAGUCGUUGCAGUUGGAAUCAACUGCACCCCCCCUAGAUUUAUCCACGGACUGUUAACACUAAUUACACAGGUGGCUACAAAACCAAUUAUUGUGUACCCAAAUAGUGGUGAAAGCUAUGAUGCAGAUAGAAUGAUGUGGGUGCAAAACACUGGGGUUUCAGAUGAAGAUUUUGUCUCGUAUGUAAACAAAUGGUGUGAGGUAGGGGCUUCCCUUGUAGGAGGUUGUUGCAGAACAACCCCAAAUACAAUCAGAGCAAUAUACAGGACUCUUCCCAAUAGGUCAACAUCUCCACCAGAGCAGUAACCACUUUGGCUUUGCGAAGAGAGAUCAGUCGAGCAAGACUAUGAGAAGGCUCAUCUGUCGAGCAAGACCUGAUAGAAGCUGUCCACAGUUUUUUCAUGUCACUUGGCAUUUUGCAUCGUCUUCUGGCUUACAUACGAGGGAUCUACAUGCAUGGAUUAUAUCCAAGACCAAGAGUUUUCAGUUGUUUGAAUGCAACUGUAUGUGCUUAACCAGAUCAGUUUAGUUUUUGAACACUCUGACUCCUGUACAUUAUAACUAAUUUUAUUGCAGAC
Pyrus x bretschneideri (Chinese white pear) is the source of this 1403-nucleotide messenger RNA. Its product is annotated as homocysteine S-methyltransferase 2. The coding region runs from base 97 to 1131 and encodes 344 amino acids. The transcript has 7 exons. The record is from RefSeq and is a predicted model, not a curated record. Gene Ontology annotation, biological process: S-methylmethionine cycle. Gene Ontology annotation, molecular function: zinc ion binding; S-adenosylmethionine-homocysteine S-methyltransferase activity. Lineage: Eukaryota; Viridiplantae; Streptophyta; Magnoliopsida; Rosales; Rosaceae.